This is a messenger RNA of Pungitius pungitius (ninespine stickleback), 7739 nucleotides long. It is a transcript of the gene cntnap1, whose product is annotated as contactin associated protein 1. The transcript is spliced from 24 exons. Lineage: Eukaryota; Metazoa; Chordata; Actinopteri; Perciformes; Gasterosteidae. The coding region runs from base 698 to 4624 and encodes 1308 amino acids. The record is from RefSeq and is a predicted model, not a curated record.
UUUUGAAUGCACUGGGAUGCACAGCGUACCUGGACAAGGUCAGACAGACAAACCGUGGAGCAGCCUGCUUGUUCACGGUUCUGUUGCUAAUACCGGAUAUUAAACGUCCAUGUUAUUCUGGGGUUCAAGUUUCAAAUGUUUUUUUCUCCUGGAGAGAAAUUCUGAACCACCUCCUUGCGUAGUUAGCAGCAACGAAAGGUGUGCCCACCGUUUUUGUUCUUGACCUGUUCUACAAGACUCAUUUGGAGAUUGAAGGCAACUUUCUAUUGAAUUCUCUUGGAAAUAUAAUUUCACUCUGCGUUGGACUGAAAAAGUUUUUUUUCGGACAGCCCUGCAGUCUGCUCGUCCAUCCAGAGGCACCAGGGGGGAAACACUGUCCCAACUUCCACCAGGCUUACAUGCGUUCUGCUUGUUAACCAAUAUUAUUAUGCAGGAUCCAAGCCAUUACAUGACGGUCAUGUAAAUGAAACAAUCGAAAAUCUAAUAAAAGAAGAAGUGCGCGCUCACGGCGAAGCGCAGCAUCAGCACCAGCGUCUGAUGCGCGUCCCCGCCCCGGUAGAGGUUGCCCGAGAUCCCGGGAAGAGGAGUUGGAGCUGCGCGAGUUAAAGUUGGGCUAAAGGGGGGUGAGAGGAUGCUGCAGAACAAUCUACGGUCUUAUUAACACAGCCUUUGCGGAGAAACGUGUACUAACUGAAGGAUGCCUUGCAAAAUACUGAGCAUAUGCCUCUUAUUUUUGGGUUUUCAACAUUGCUCAUCACGAGAAUGUGUUGAUCCACUGAUCUCCAGCCUAUACGCCUCCUCCUUCCUGGCCUCCUCCAGAUAUAACUUUCUUUACUCUGCCAAUUUUGCCAAAUUAUACGGCAGCAGUGGCUGGUCCCCGUCUCCGAGGGACAGACAGCCAUGGCUGCAGGUUGACCUGGGCAGGAAGUACCGGCUGGUGGCCAUCGCCACCCAGGGGACCUUCAACUCGUAUGACUGGAUCACCAAGUACACCCUGCUCUAUGGAGACCGACCGGACUCCUGGACGCCGUACAUCAUGAAAGGAGGCAACUCUACGCUGCCUGCGAACUGGAAUUAUUAUCAGGAGAAGAGGAAUGUCUUCCAUUACUCCUUUACUGCUAAACACAUUCGUCUGCUGCCUCUGGCGUGGAACACGGAGAAUGGAGGGAAGAUCGGUGUGAGGCUGGAGCUGUAUGGCUGCUCUUAUGAUUCCUAUGUACUACAGUACAACGGGGAUGACUCCGUGGUCUACAUGUACCCAGAGAAGAGGUCCCGUACACUACAGGACCACAUUGCCAUAAACUUCAAGACUCUGGAGCAGGACGGUCUCCUUUUACACAGCGAGGGGAUUCAAGGAGACCUCUUCACCUUGGAGUUGAAGAGAGGUCGCCUUUACCUGCACAUCAGCCUCGGAAGUAGUGUAAUACACAAGGUUGACGGUCGGACUACACUGAGUGCUGGCAGCCUUCUUGAUAAUCUGCACUGGCACUAUGUGACCAUCAAGCGCUAUGGUCGACAGGUGAACUUCACAGUGGACAGUCACACAGUCACAGCCAUCUGUAAAGGAGAGUUUACACACCUUGAUCUGGACACGCAGUUAUAUGUAGGAGGUGUGAUAGAGCAAAAUCUGCCUCACCUGCCCACAACACAAAAUUUCCGGGGCUGUCUGGAGAACGUCUUCAUCAAUGGUGUCAACAUCAUCAACAUGGCUAAAAGAGAAGAACCGGAAAUCCGCAUCCCACGGAAGAAAAAGAUGCAUUAUGCCUGCAGGGACAUUCUGCUCAAGCCGAUGACCUUUGCUGGGCCCAACAACUAUCUGCAGGUGCCGGGCUACUUCCGGAGGCCCCGCAUGUUCGUCAAGUUUAAGUUCCGCUCGUGGGACUACACGGGGCUGCUAAUGUUCACACGGUUCGCUGACGACCUGGGUGCCCUUGAGCUGGGACUGAGCGAGGGACAGAUUAACGUCACCAUAUUCCAGCCUGGGAAGAAGAAGCUCCAGUUUGCUGCAGGCUACCGGCUUAAUGAUGGUUACUGGCACACGGUGGACUUGGCAGCCAGAGACAACCUUCUGACCCUCACAAUUGACGAGGAGGAGGGCUCUCCACUGAAGAUCACUAAUCCAUUCACCAUUCGAACAGGAGACCGCUACUUUUUUGGAGGUUGUCCAAAAACCAAUAACACCAUACGGAAGUGUGAGACCAAGCUGAACCGCUUCCACGGUUGCAUGCAGCAUAUCUUCAUAGACAAUGAACAACUUGAUAUCGACAUUAUUCUGCAACGACAGUGGGGGCGCUAUGCAGAGUUGUUGUUGGGCACUUGUGGCAUCACCGAUAGAUGUAGUCCAAAUCCAUGUGAACAUGAAGGCAGAUGCAUCCAGUCCUGGGAUGACUUCAUCUGUCUGUGUGAGAACACAGGCUAUAAAGGAGAGGUGUGCCACAUGUCGGUUUAUAAAGAAUCGUGUGAGGCUUACAGACUCAGUGGCAAGUAUUGGUCUGGAAACUACACCAUCGAUCCUGAUCUCAGCGGGCCACUCAAACCAUUUGAAGUGUACUGCAAAAUGAAGUCAUAUAAAGCUUGGACGGUGAUUCUCAAUGACCGUGUGGAUGGUACAAAGGUGACUGGGAGUUCAAUAGACCAGCCGUACAUAGGAAACGUCAACUACUGGAACGCCUCCUGGGAUGAAGUGACUGCUCUAGCCAACACCUCUCUGUAUUGCGAGCAGUGGAUCGACUACUCCUGCUACAAGUCCCGUCUCCUCAACACCCCGAACGGAAGACCUUUUGGUUACUGGAUUGGUCGUAACAAUGCGAGUCACUAUUACUGGGGUGGAACCUUCAGAGAGGUUCAAAAGUGUGGCUGCGCCAUCAACCAAACCUGCACCGAUCCCAAGUUCCAGUGCAACUGUGAUGCUGACUAUAGACAAUGGUACUCAGAUAAGGGCUACUUGGACUUCAGAGACCAUCUGCCUGUUAGGAAGGUGGUGGUCGGGGACACCAACAGGACCGGCUCAGAAGCACAAUUCACCGUCGGGCCCCUCCGCUGCCAUGGCGAUAGAAACAUCUGGAAUACAAUAGCCUUCACCAAGCCCACCUACAUAACCUUCCCGACCUUCAGGCCGGGCUCCAGCGCAGACAUCUCCUUCCACUUCAAAACCUACCGUGACCACGGCGUGUUCUUGGAGAAUUCUGAUGACCAACUGCGAAACUUUAUUCGGAUAGAGAUGAAUAGCACCCAUAACCUGCUCUUUGUAUUUAUGGUUGGUGACGGCAUCGUUAACGUGACACUACGCUCACCUGUGCCUCUCAAUGACAACGAGUGGCACUUUGUUCAAGCUGAGAUUAAUGUGAAACUGGCUCGCAUCAAGGUUGAUUAUCAGCCUUGGGCUGUCACACGUUUUCCGGGUCAGACUUUCGUCACCAUGAAGUUUACGCACCCUGUCCUAGUAGGUGCCGCCAAUCGCACACUGAGGCCUUUCUUGGGGUGUCUUCGAGGGUUGCGGAUGAACGGUGUUCCCCUUGAUCUUGAGGGGAAAGUAAAUGAAGAACAGGGUAUAAGGAGGAACUGUACUGGACAGUGUCUCAAUACUUCAUUACCAUGCCGAAACAGCGGCCAGUGUAUAGAGGGCUAUGCUUCCUACACUUGUGACUGCAACAACACAGCUUUUGAUGGUUUCUACUGCCAUAAAGACAUCGGAGCGUUCUUUGAGAUUGGUUCUUGGCUGAGAUACAACAUACGGAAGAAGCCCAUAUCUGACGAAGUAGCAUGGGCCAACUGGAUGGACCCGCAUUAUGACAACUUCAGCCUCGGUUACAACGACACAGCAGAUGACAUCGAGUUCAGUUUCAGCACCGUUCACACGCCAGCCGUGUUGCUCUACAUUAGCUCCUUCGUCCAAGACUACAUUGCCAUCAUCCUCAAGAAUGACGGUAGUGUGGAUCUGAGGUAUAAGCUGGGCCUCAUAACACACAAGUACCAGCUGUCUCACCGAAACCUGGCAGACGGGUACCCCCACUACGUGAACAUCACCAGACACAACAGAACCAUUAAAACACAGGUGGAUUACAUGGAGCCCAUCGUGGAAAAAAUAGUCCUAGUGGAGGACGCUAGGUUUGACUCUCCAAAGUCCAUGUUCAUGGGCAGAGUGAUGGAGGUCGGUGACAUUGACUAUGAGAUCCAAAGACAUAAUGCUCCUGGCUUCAUAGGCUGCAUUUCCGGGGUGAGAUACAACGUCUACGCCCCGUUAAAAGCCUUCUUCCGUCCGAAUGAAACCGACCCUCCGGUAACGACGCAAGGCUACGUGUCUGAGUCCAACUGUGGCGCCUUCCCUCCCAUCCUGGGUUAUGUACCAUGGGAGGUUGACCCUUGGUUUACCACCAUAGAGUAUAUUUAUAUCCACGAUGACCUAGGCCUGUUUUGGAUAACAGUCAUAGCCAUCCUGGCGAUAAUGCUGCUCUUUGGAGGCCUGUACAGCAUCUAUGUGUAUGCGUACCAGCAGAAGGGCAGCUACCGCACCAACGAACCCAAACACCUGGAAUCCCCCAGCAGCUCCAGGCCGCUGACGGAGACCCUGAGGAGAGAGAAGAAGAAACUCCCACAAAUUGAGGAGGAGUUCAGGAGCGACUAGCAUCAGAGGACCUUUGAAACAGAGGGUGGGAAUUGACUGGGGGUUGGGGAGAGGGAAUUAGCACUUAAAACAACCACAGAUACCUGGAUUAAGUUUUCUAGUUCUGUCAUUGUCUUUUCAUUUUUUUUACAUCUUGGUUUGUGUUUGUUUCCCAGGGUUGAGUGGGAUCAGAUGCCUGGUGCUCUACACAGUUUAUGUAUUUUGGUGAGGCUUAAAAGUUCACAUCAAGCCCCGUGUUGCGUGAGUAGCAAACAAGUCUCACACUGUAUUGCAGGGUGAAAUACUGAAGUGCCUCAUGUGAGCAAGCUUGAUCUGAAGUAACAUUAUGGCUUAUUCAGAGAGGGGUUAGACACAGUGAUAUAGGAAUUUAAGGGAUGUCAUGUUACAUUUGGAACAUUAGUUGAAUAUAAUUUAACUCUUUUAACCAUUGAUUUUUUUUCCGAGCCACUUUCAAGAUCCAUUAAAGCUAAAAAGAUCUUACUGUGUAGAUCAAUUGCCAUCCAAGAUAUACCUUUUGAUGACAAUCUCCCACAACAUUGCUGAGGAUUUGUCUUGUGAUUUGAGCAGGAAGCCUAUCUGAGAACAGGCGAACUAAACCAGUGCUAAAAAAAAACAACCUCAGAUCACAGACACAAAUCUUGUGUUAAUGAAUAAAAACAUCCAACAUAGGGAAGAACGCACUGACAAGCAUGGUGCUUUAAGAAUCUACAUAUAGAGAUUGUAAAAGGUGUACACGCUUAUAUUUGUUGUAUUGCAGCCUAUUACACUGCAUUGCCUAUGAAGUAUGGCACAUGGAAGUGGUUCAGCAUUGCCAUAGUUUUCAAUAGAUACCAGUAUGCUCAGACUCUGGAACACAUUCUCAGCUGUAGCGCUUAGAGUGUGAUGAAAUGGAGACAUUGUGUACUGCAGAACUCCAAGCGCACGAUGAGGUGAUGGAGCUCAGCAGGGAGGUAGGGCGACCUACAUUUCCAAGUUGUCAUUCCUUCUGUCUUACUUCUAGUCUUUUGUGUUAUGGUCCGGCUGCCAGUAGCUUGGUGCUAAAGAGAGUUUGACUUGCGUAACAAAACGGAUCCAUCUUCCCACAAUCCUUUUCUCAUCCCUCAUCAAGAGCAGCUUUUCGGGAAACGGCUGCUCCCGGUCGCCACGUGAAGGAGCACACAUAUCAACAUACAUGCACACACAGUAACAAAUGUACAGAGGACCACAAGAGUGCAAAUGCUAAUCUUUGACUUCCAACUCAUACCGCUCUAAUAUUUUUGCGUAUUGCUCUAGGAGAGCUGACCAUGCCGUCACCGUGCUGCUGCCGCUUAUUUUUGCCGCUUUCAGUGGAAAGUCUCAAAUUCUACCCGUAAACUCCAAUGAAAUAUUCUUCUCUGACAAGGGGAAAUUUAGUUUGAUGUGUGGUGCAACCAAAGCUUCAGGCUGCCAUCGCUCACCGCAGCUCUCCUUGAUACUAAAGCCCAAUUGUGUAGGUCUAUGUUGAAAAAAUCGUAGAAAACGUUUGUAACAUAUCAGCUUUGCAUUUGUAGAGCAUGACCGCACUUUGCAGUAAUAUGCAAUAAUAUGAGCUUCUUUUGACCACCAAUGACGCUAGCGUUUAAUUUGCAGAUGCACAAUAGCAAGUAGGAUGUAAUGAAUGUAUACGUGAUUAUACAAAUAAUGUGUUCUUUUUUAAUUGUUCCUGUGAUUUCUACAAAACAAAUUGAAAACAGUUAAACAGAGUGCUUUGAAUGUAAAUCCUCUGACUGUGUAACGUGAACGCGACAUUGAAGCCCUGCUCAAGGGGUUUCAUUGUAGGCUGCUCAGCGCUAAAGGUAAACUUAUUCAUGGUAGCUUUUCAGAAUGCUCAGGAUAAGGGAAGUAAAGACCAUGUUCUCUGUAGCACUAAUACACCUCCAAAACUCAGCAUUGUUUGUUUCCACCACAAAAUAAUUGGCAAAAGCUGUGCAAAAUUGUACAGUGAAAGGAUGUAAAAACUGCAACUGCCAUAACGUCACUACUUCCUAGCAAUGUAUGAAGAUGAGUGUUUUUAAGAACGGUGCAAUGUGGUGAAUGAAUAUGAAAAGUGAGCAAACGGAGUGAACCUGUCGGUUUGGGAUUGACACCAAGAAUAGUUUGUGCUUUUGUUUAAUAGACAAUCACCACUCAAAGUCCAUAAUAGCCGCAAGCCAACCGACUUGGGCUGAUUAUGCUUUGUCGCCUAUUAGGAAUAAGUAAACAUGCAGAAUUUAAAUGUAUAAACCUCACUGUACUCAGCAGACUACGAACAUUCAGCCUAGCAGUGUCACUCACUAGUUAAUCCUGCGUGGUCCCUGGAGCGUGUGUAUGUGUGACUGAAGGGAUGCUUAGAUGUUUGUGUAUUCGUGGUUGGCCCACCAAGAUACGGAUGUGAAACAACGACUGGACAAAACUCGAUCAUGUGCACUCAUGCCAACCGUCCAUCUUACUCAUUGUCGUGCACUGACCGUGGAACAAGGAGACGGAAACGAGGCCUGCAUGUAGCUCAUAGUGUCCCUCCACGUUCAGGCUUCAGCCAUUUGCAAACUUCAAGCCUGUUGCUGCUCGUCUCCGAUGUGAAUGAAAGGGAUUAGGAAAAAAUAUAGUCGGUAGAGGGAGUCGGCCAGAAGGCUGUCAGCUCGAACCGGCUAUCUGCCGAUUCCAACAAAAUGUGUAUCUUUUCCAGGGCUGCUUAGUGCUUCCUGAAAUUUAGCCUACAAGUAAAAAUAGACUUUAAAUACAAAAAUAAAUGUUUGUAAGGUUACAUUUUGGCUAUGCGAAAGUUAUUAUUUGUCUUUAACUUUAAUUCAGGUAUGGAAAAUGCAAUACCUAAAAAGGCCUUGAUACUUUUACAUACAUACAUGAAUCUGCAGAUAGCCCGUGAUGUAAUGGAUAAUCCGGCAGGUCAGAACACUUCUCUGCACCAUCAAACAAUAAUCCUUCUGCUACAGGUAUCAGAAACCAUUAUUACAGUUGUGUUUGUGAUCACGCUGUCAUUUAGGAGUUAUUUUCUGUUUGUAAGUCAGGUUGAUUUUGUUUUGUAAUACUUUCACUGUAAAUGACCAUUACUGUGUAAAUCAAUGCAAAGCCAAACUCAAUAAAAGAAGCUUGAAGGAAA